Molecule: messenger RNA, 2163 nt
Organism: Phalaenopsis equestris
Lineage: Eukaryota; Viridiplantae; Streptophyta; Magnoliopsida; Asparagales; Orchidaceae
Product: myosin-9-like
Source: RefSeq, a predicted model, not a curated record
GAACUGAAGCAGUCGUUACAAGAGAAGACGAGUGAGCUCGACGAAUGUUUGCUUGAGCUGCAACUGAAAUCUGAUGCUUUUAAUAUGGAAAAUAGAAAUUCUGAGGAGUUAAAGCAGCUGUUAGCUGAGAACAAAGAUCAGCUGGAGAAUUGCCUUCUGGAUUUGCAACAGAAAUCAAAAGAUUUACAGUUUUUUACUGAGAAGAACUGUGAGCUUGAGAAGUGUUUGUUUGAUCUCAAACGAAACAGCGAUGCUUUGAAGCAAGCAUUAGCUGAGAGAGACAUUGAAAUUGAGAAAUCCCUGCUCGAGUUGCAGGAGAAAACCUUUUUUGCAUUGAAUACUCAAAACUUGGUUAGUUCUUUGCAGGAAUUGGCCUCAAGUAGAGAUAAGGCCCUAAAGGACAUAGAGGAGAGUACUCAUGAUAUUGAUUUCCCUCAUGAUCUCAUUUCCUUGGAUAUCGUGGAUAAAAUUAGGUGGCUUGUAACAAAAGCACGUAUAUCCGCUGAGAUUUUAAAGGAACAUCAGAGAGCCAAAGAUGUUUUUUUUUCUGUUGGUGCGCUAGAAGCUGUUUCAUCAACAACUGAAUUAGAUUCUCAAGUUGAGUGGCUUGUGAGAUCUUUCACUCAAUCUAAGGAUGAAGUUAGUAAGCUGCAGAGUAAACUCAAAGAAGUUGAGAUCCUUUUAAUUAAGCUUGAAGAACUCAAGGUCGAUCAUAAAAAUUUUGCAGAAAACCUGGCAGUAAUUUCAUCUGAAAAGGAAAGAUUUUUAGAAUUUCUAAAAGAGGUAACUGAAACCAAGCUGGAUGAUCAGCUUUCUGUUGACACGGAUGCAAUGUUGGAGAAAUCCAUUGUUUAUCUCAGGGAAAAGAUGAAAUUAUCCUUGAAUGAUCAUUGGAAGCUGGAAAACAUGCAAAAAUUAUUGCAUGUAACUUCUGUUGAACUGACAUUAUUUGAGAAAAUUGUUGAAGAACUGCUAAUGGAUGGAUUGAAGAUGACAAGUCUGUCUGAGGAAUUAGGGACAGCAUUGAAGGAAAUUUAUGCUUUGAAAAACGAGAAGGAAUCCAUGAAACUUGAACUAGAGCGACUUGAGGAGAAAAACUCUCUCAUCAGGGACAAACUUUCUAUGGCUGUGAAGAAAGGAAAGGGAUUGGUGCAAGAACGUGAAGGAUUUAAAUUUGCUCUGGCUGAGAAAAGUUCUGAAAUUGAGAAGCUGAAGGAAGAUUUACAGCUUCAGGAGUCCAAAAUCUGUGAAUACAGGGAACGAAUUAAGAGUCUUUCUGCUUACCCAGAACAGGUUCAAAAGCUGGAGGUCAAAGUUGCUUCCUUGAAAGAUGAAAAAGAGCAGACUGAACAUUUUUUGAAUGAAAGCAAACAAACCUUGAAAAGAUUAGUUGAUUCUAUCAAUGAUAUCGCUGUCCAUACUGACAAAAUUUUUGAAGCUCCUAUAGAGAAGGUUGAAUGGAUUGCGAGGCGGAUCAAUGAAAGAGAAAUUGCUAAUGCUAACUUAGAACAGGAGCUAGAGAAAGUAAAAAUAAAUGCUGAUUUGAAUUCUAACGAGUUAGCUGAAGCUCUUGAGACUCUGAAGUCACUAGAGAUGGAUUUACACAAUAAAGAAGAACUUAUUCAUGAUAUUUAUGAUGAAAAGAACACCAUCGAAGUUAGUAAAACUAAAGUUGAAGAAGAGUUACACAAAGCAAGAGAGGAAAGCUUCAUGCAGGCAAGCAACCUAGCUGGUGCUCAUGCAGCCAUGAAAUCUCUGGAAGAUGAGUUAUUAUUUGCAGAAGAUAAACUUUCUGCACUUGAUUCAGAAAAGAAUAUAAUUGUAUCAAAAAAAAAUCUUGAGAUUAGUGCUUUAAAUGCCAAAUUAGCUGAAUUGAUGGAGGAGCUCUCCAAAACUCAGGGUAAUUCAGAAAACCAGUCAGCUGAGCUUCUUUCCGAGCUCAGAAAGCUCCAGAUAUUUAUGACAAAUGAGGGAUUAUUUCGCUUAAUGCUUCAACAAUUUCAUAAUAAGGUGGAGGGUUUAAAACAUGUGUGGAUGCUGGUUCAGGACAUUCAUGAUAAUGUGACGGCAAAGGGUCUACAUAUUCACCCUGACAUGGAGGUGCAUAGAAAUUUAAUCCCGUUUUUUCACCCACAACCCUUCUGUUCAUUUUCUUUCUAUAUG